This is a messenger RNA of Astyanax mexicanus (Mexican tetra), 1017 nucleotides long. It is a transcript of the gene psma1, whose product is annotated as proteasome 20S subunit alpha 1. Lineage: Eukaryota; Metazoa; Chordata; Actinopteri; Characiformes; Acestrorhamphidae. Gene Ontology annotation, biological process: ubiquitin-dependent protein catabolic process. Bases 89 to 877 code for a protein of 262 amino acids. Gene Ontology annotation, cellular component: proteasome core complex; proteasome core complex, alpha-subunit complex; nucleus. The record is from RefSeq and is a predicted model, not a curated record. The transcript has 10 exons.
CUCCUGUGUAAAUCAGUGACUCUGGGAUCCUCUGGUUUGGUCUGAAGAGCAGAGCCGAGCGGAGCUGAGAGAGAGCUGCAGCGCGGAGAUGUUUCGAAACCAGUAUGACAAUGAUGUCACAGUUUGGAGUCCUCAGGGGCGGAUCCAUCAGAUCGAGUAUGCGAUGGAGGCGGUGAAGCAGGGAUCUGCCACUGUGGGGCUCAAGUCACGCUCUCAUGCUGUUCUGGUAGCUUUAAAGAGAGCACAGUCUGAAUUAGCAGCCCAUCAGAAGAAAAUUCUCCAUGUUGAUAACCACAUUGGCAUUUCUAUCGCUGGACUGACCGCUGAUGCCCGGUUGCUGUGCAACUUCAUGCGUCAGGAGUGUCUGGACUCCAGAUUUGUCUUUGACAGGCCUCUUCCAGUAUCUCGCCUCGUCUCGCUCAUCGGGAGCAAAACCCAGAUUCCUACACAGCGGUACGGGCGCAGGCCAUAUGGUGUCGGGCUCCUGAUUGCAGGUUAUGAUGACAUGGGACCCCACAUCUUCCAGACCUGCCCCUCUGCUAAUUAUUUUGACUGUAAGGCCAUGUCUAUAGGUGCUCGCUCACAGUCUGCUCGCACGUACCUGGAGAGACACAUGGACGGCUUCUCUGACUGUAACCUGAAUGAGCUGGUAAAGCACGGUCUCUGUGCACUCAGAGAGACUCUCCCUGCUGAACAGGAUCUCACCACCAAGAACGUCUCCAUUGGAAUUGUGGGGAAGGACAUGGAGUUCACCAUCUAUGACGAUGAUGAUGUUGCUCCUUUCCUUGAAGGAUUAGAGGAGAGACCUCAGAGAAAGGUGGCUCAGCCUGCAGAUGAUGCUCCUCCAGCAGCAUCUGAUGAACCCAUGGAGCAUUGAGGAGAGACCCCUCUGAAGUGAAAGGGGAGCUGCAACAUUUACCCUGAGUAAAAUAAAUCUGUCACAACAACAGUAACUGUAUGACUUUGACUUUCUAUCUCCAUAGAGUUCGAUUCAAUAAAUGUUUCUUUUUUCUGAAA